AUGGAGAUGGAUGCAGUGAUAGAUGAUCAAUUCUCGAAGCUACAUCCUUGUUUUCAAACAGACACAAGGAUUGGGAUUAUUGGGGCGGGCCCAAGUGGGUUAUCGGCUGCCUAUGCAUUAUGCAAACUUGGUUACUCUAACGUGAUUGUUAUUGAGAAACAUGGGUCCGUAGGUGGCAUGUGUGAAUCUGUAGAUAUUGAAGGGAGCAUAUACGAUUUAGGAGGUCAAGUGUUAGCUACAAAUAGUGCUCCAACCAUCUUUCAUCUGGCUAAAGAAAUCGGAGCUGAAACAGAGGAAUUAGACACUCAUAAGUUCGCCGUCAUUCACACCACCGGAAAAUACGACGACACAAAAGUCGUAGACGAUUACAUCUCCGUUAUAUCCCUAACCUUAAAACUCCAGGAUGAAGCCAACGCCACAGGCCGAAUCGGAGUGCACGCAGUCAGCGAUAUUGCUUCAGAACCAACGCCUUCGUUUCUCAAAUCUAACGGACUCGAAUCAGUUCCUAAAUCUGUUGUCUAUGGAUUCACGGCUUCAGGUUAUGGAUUUGUACAGGAUAUGCCUUAUGCUUACGUUCAUGAAUUCACAAGGACUUCAAUGGCGGGAAAGAUCAGGCGAUUUAAAGGCGGGUAUACGAGCGUUUGGGAUAAGAUAAGUAAAAAGCUUCCCGCACAAAUUCAUUGUAAUAUGCAAGUAUUAUCAGUCAAUCGCAAUGGUAACACCAUUAAAAUCGAAGCCAAAAUCGUCAAUGGUGAAACGCAACAUAUGGAAUUCGAUAAACUCGUCGUCUCUGGUUCGUUCCCUUUACAAAAUGGAAAGAUCUAUAGAUCACCUUCAAAAACAACAGAAGAAACUGUAAAUGAGGCUAUGGAUUUAAGUGAUUUUGAGAAGGAAUUAUUUGGUAAAGUGGAGACUAUUGAUUACUAUACUACUGUAUUGAAGAUAGAUGGAUUGGAGCAUAUUCCAGUUGGGUUUUAUUACUUCCAGGAGUUCAUGGAAGAUCCAAAAACUAUAGGCAAUCCUGUCGCAAUGCAAAGAUUCUACUCAGACACGAAUAUAUUCUUGUUUUGGUCCUAUGGUAAUUCAGCUGAUAUUGUUGGUAAGAAAGUCAUUCAGCUAGCAAUUGAUGCAGCCACAAGUAUUGGGGGCAAGGUCGAGAAAGUAAUUCUACAAAGACGAUUUAAGUACUUUCCUCAUGUCAACAGUCAAGAAAUGAAGGAUGGGUUUUAUGAGAAACUGGAACACCAACUCCAAGGUCAGAACAACACUUUCUAUGUUGGAGGGCUAAUGGCAUUUGAGCUAACAGAAAGGAAUUCAUCAUAUGCUCUUUCUCUAGUUAUGAAGCAUUUCGCCACUAACAAUCCAGAGCCCAAAUUCCCAUACAUCAAGAGAUUGUUCACUAUGAAAUCAGACACUCAUUCAUGGAUUGCCAAACAACUAGAUGAAGAACCAGGUGUAAAGUUUCCAGAUAUCACAUCAAUCGAUGGUUAUCUAAGACACUGGGGAAACCAUGAGCGCAUUAAAAAUAAGACACUUUACAUUUGGACAAACGAUAAAGGAGAAACAAUAGCUCGAAGAACAUACAAAGAGCUAAAUGCUAAUGCUUCCUAUAUCUCUCACAAGCUUUUAACAAACAAUAAGCCAAAUAUCCACCCUGGAGAUAGAGUUCUUCUAGUCUACAUACCUGGCUUAGAAUUCAUCGAUGCCUUCUUUGGUUGCUUGAGAGCAAGAGUAAUACCAGUUCCCGCCAUUCCUCCUGAUCCAUCACAAACAGGAGGCCAAUCACUUCUUCAUAUUGAAAACAUCGCCAAAAAAACAAAAGCAGUUGCAAUCUUAUCAACUUUCAGCUACCAUGUGUUUGUCAAAACAAAUUCUGCAAAAAACAAGAUUAUGUUAACUAGGAAAACAAAAAACCUACCAUCCUGGCCUAAUCUCCCAUGGUUGCAUACAGAUUCUUGGAUCAAGAACUUCAAAGGUGGUGAUGACAUCAGCUAUGAUGAUAUAUUAGUGAAAGAAAAUAAGAUUCUUCCAAAAGAUUUGUGCUUUCUUCAAUUCACAUCUGGGUCAACUGGAGAUGCGAAAGGGGUCAUGAUUACACAUGGGGGACUUGUUCAUAACGUGAAGUUGAUGCGUAAGGUAUACAAAAGUACAUCAAAUACAAUUCUUGUAAGUUGGUUACCUCAGUAUCAUGACAUGGGGCUCAUUGGUGGGUUUCUUACUUCAAUGGUUAGUGGUGGAACAGGUGUACUCUUUUCUCCAUUAACUUUCAUCAAAAACCCGAUGUUAUGGCUCCAAACCAUGAGUAAGUUCCAUGCUACUCAUAGUGCUGGACCGAAUUUUGCUUUUGAGCUUUUGAUAAGAAGAUUGGUAUCCAAGAAGGAAAACAUCAUGAAACUCGAUCUUUCUUCCAUGGUUUUUCUCAUGGUGGCUGCUGAACCCGUGAGAUCCAAAACCCUAAAACGGUUUAUUGAGUUGACUCAGGGGUUUGGGCUCUCUCGAGAGGUGAUGGCUCCUGGUUAUGGAAUGGCUGAGAACUCGGUUUACAUUAGUUGCGCGUAUGGAAAUGGGGAACCGAUUUUUCAAGAUUGGCAAGGAAGGAUUUGUUGUGGGUUUGUGAAUUCAAAUGAUACUGACAUGGACAUUAGAAUAGUUGACCCUGAGACAAGUGAAGAACAUAAAGAACAUGGAAAAGAAGGGGAGAUUUGGGUAAGUAGUUUAAGUGCGGGUGUUGGGUAUUGGGCGAUGGAGGAGUUGAGUCAGAAGACUUUUGGCAACCAACUUGAAGGGCAAGUUGGGAAAUUGUACAUUCGGAGUGGUGAUUUGGGAAGGAUUAUUGAUGGAAAGUUAUUUAUCACAGGGAGGAUAAAGGAUAUGAUUAUUGUUUCUGGAAGGAAUAUAUACUCUUCAGAUGUUGAAAAGACAGUUGAGUCCUCAUCUGAGUUUAUACGACCUGGUUGUUGUGCAGUUGUAGGUGUUCCUGAAGAGAUUUUAUCGGCUAAAGGGGUAAUGACACCUGAAAAUUCAGACAUGGGGUUAGUUGUAAUUUCAGAGGUUCGAGGGAAUUCGGUUCCCAAUGAAGAAAUAAUUGAACGAAUUCAAACCCAUGUGGCAGAAGAGCAUGGGAUUACAAUUGCUUCAAUUGUGUUUAUUAAAGAAAGAAGCAUUUGUAAAACAACAUCAGGGAAGAUUAAAAGGUUUGAAUGUUUAAAACAGUUCACUGAGGGGAAGUUGCAAAUCUUCACUUCUUUUCUCGAGAUUCCUGUGGGUGCAAUCGACAUUUUCACAGCCACCUGUAUUGAUGACCUGGCAGAUUUCGCGGAAGAUCUUAUAAGAAAAUCUUGUGCUGAGUCAGCACAUCCUGAAUCAAAUCUCCUUGAGUACAAGACACGUUCUGUUAAACCAUCAAUCGAACCUUCUUCAAUUCAUAAGUUUGGUAUUUGGGUUUCCCAUCUUUUUGGUCUUGUAUACAUCUCGUUCUUGUUAACAAUUCCAAUCUAUCUUUCGGUCUCUGCUUUCAUCUCUCUAAUCCAUGAAACCCAAUUCGGUUACUUAUUCUCCUUAGCAUGUGCCCCUCUUGUUUGGAUGUUUUACAUUUUUACCUCAUGUGUUACCAUCGGCCUAUUUGGGAACUCGUUUCUUCAACCUAAUUACGGUCUUACCCCUGAUACAUCCAUUUGGUCAAUCGACUUUGUGAAAUGGUGGACAUUAUACAAAGUCCAAGACAUUGCAUCUAGAAAUCUGGCAGUGUAUUUAAAGGGUACAGUGUAUGUGAGGUUGUGGUUUAAGAUUCUUGGAGCAAAGAUUGGAUCAUCUGUGUUGCUUGACACCAUUGAUAUCACGGACCCGUAUUUAGUCACCAUUGAAGAAGGAGCAGUGAUUGCAGAAGGAGCUUUGAUACAAAGCCAUGAGUUCAAAAAUGGUGUGUUGAGUUUACAGCCAAUCAAAAUUGGGGAAAACUCAUGUGUUGGUCCUUAUGCUGUGAUUCAAAAAGGCAGCAUUGUAGAAGAUGGGAUUAUGAUUCCUGCCUUGCAAACAGUCAAAGGUGGUCAACGUGAAUUUAAGGUUUCCAAGAUUCCUAUACUUGAAAAGGGUAUUAACUUACAAGAGGUCAAACAUGAGCCUUUUUACCACAUUUUUGGGAUUUACAUGGUUGGUGUUGUAAGCUCUCUAUCUGCAGCCAUUUGUUACAUAAUCUACCUUUGGGUAUCUCAAAAGCCUCAAUCUUUACAACACUUCAGCUUUCUUUGCUUAUGUGCAUCUGUUCACUGGCUUCCUUUCAAUGUUCUUGCAUAUGUCAUCAUCUUCAAAGACAUUCCUACAAACCCAUUAGCUUUUUCCUUCACCAUUGCAAUAGCAUACCUCUCUCAUGGCAUCAUCCUCACUUUCCUUACUUCCAUCUUGCUUCAUAUACUCUCAAAAUCAAAACAUAAAAACCAUUUCAUCAUGUGGUUUUGCAAUCGUCUAUCCACUUCCUGCCAUUUAAAAUUCGCAAAAUUCCUUUCUGGGACAGAAGCAUUCUGUGUUUACUUUCGUCUUUUAGGAGCAAAGAUCGGUCAUCAUUGCUCUAUAAGAGCAAUCAACCCGAUUCCAAUUCCAGAGUUUGUGUCAAUCGGUGAUGGCGUCCAUUUAGGCGAUUUUAGUCGGAUUGUCCCUGGGGUUUACACCUCAAAAGGGUAUUUAUACGGAAAUGUGAAGAUACAAGAGAACUCAGUAAUCGGGUCCCAAGGUGUUGUCCUACCUGGUGCUGUUAUUGAGCCCAAUGUCAUUCUCGGUGCUCUUUCAAUUGCUCCCAUGAAUUCCAUCCUCAAAACAGGCGGUGUUUUUGUUGGAUCUCAAACUCCGAUCAUGGUUAAAAACAUGACUCAUGUUUUAGAUGACAGAAUCGAAGAAAUGGACAAAAAGUACAAAAAAGUCCUUGGAAAUCUUGCUGCAAACUUAGCUGCUGCCACCCUUAAAGUGAAAGCAAGAUACUUUCAUCGAAUCGGUGCAUGUGGAAAGGGAACUCUAAAGCUCUAUGGAAACAUUCCUGGAUUCCCUGACCACAAUAUUUUCUCCCCCGGAAUCAACUAUUCCGUCAUUCUCCGGCAUAGCAAUUGCUUAAGUUCAGAUGACGAUGCCAGGCUUGAUCCACGUGGUGCAGCAAUAAGAAUACUUUCAAAUAAUGAACACUCUCCACUUCUUGAUUUGACAUUAAAGACUGGUAAAGCGUUCCAUGCACGUACCAUUGGUGACUUUGCUUCAUGGUUGGUGUGUGGGGCACAGGCACGUGAAGAGCAUGUGAAACAUGCUCCUCAUGUAAGGGAUGCAAUGUGGGAUUCCAUUAGAAAAGCCGAUUCCUAUGCCGACCUCCAUUACUAUUCAAACAUUUGCAGGUUGUUUAGGUUCAAAGAUGGAAAGGAAAUGUACGUGAAGUUUAAGUUAAGACCUUUUGAUAAAGCAAUAAAUGAAGAUUCCGGAAAAGUGGACCCCACAGGCAUACUUCCUCCUGAAACCGGUGCAAUCCCACGAGACGAAAAUGACAAACGCCCGCUUCUUUUUCUAGAAGAUGAUUUUAGUCGUCGAGUGAAUUCUGAAAAAGUUCGGUAUGUUCUUCAAUUUCAAUUUCGUGAAGUGCCAAAUGACGAAAAUGGACGUGAGGUUGCGCUUGAUUGUACAAAGCCAUGGGACGAAAAGGAAUACCCUUACGUGGAAAUCGGAGAGAUAACUAUCGACAAAAUACUCACAAAAGAAGAAUCUGAAAAGUUGGAGUUUAAUCCGUUUCUAAGAUGUCAUGAAGUUGAUGUUAUCCGUGCCACGUCAUGCUCCCAGAGUGCUUCCAUGGAUCAUGGAAGAUCGGUUGUUUACUCAAUCUGCCAACAUUUACGCAACAACAAACCGCUUUCGGAAGCUUGGAGAAGCUUCUUGGAUCAAUCUGAUGUAAAAGUCGAUCUCACCGGUUGUCCAAUGGGAAAUGUGAUGGUAAAAAAGGAAGCUGAAAAGGUGACACUCACAAGAUCAUGGUACAAGACCUUAUGGAUGUUGACCGGUCAACCCAUACUUCAAAUCUUCAUCCCCUACUUUCUAAUGGGGUUGAUCAUCUUCACUCCACUUAGUGUAACUUUUUUCUUGAAAGGGAAACAUGGUCUACAGUUAUAUUGGAUGCUACCAUUUUUGUGGGCCGUUUCCGGGGUUUUAUCUGGAUUAAUGUGUGUUGUAAUGAAGUGGUUUCUUGUGGGGAAGAAGAAAGAAGGGGAAAGUGUGAUGAUUUGGAGUAAAGGAGUGUAUAUGGACACAGUAUGGCAGGCGAUUAGGACAUUGGUUGGGGAGUAUUUCAUGGAAAUGACUGGUGGUUCGUUUAUGUUUGGGAUAUGGAUGAAGUUGAUGGGUUCAGAAGUGGCUUGGGAUGAAGGGAUUUAUGUGGAUGGGAUGGGUGCUGUGUUGAACCCUGAGAUGGUGAGUAUUGAAAGGUAUGGAUCUGUGGGGAGAGAAAGUUUGUUGUUUGGACAUAUAUAUGAAGGUGAAGGGGGUAAAGUGAAAUUUGGGAAGAUUAAGGUUAAAGAAGGUGGUUUUGUGGGGAGUCGAGGUGUGGUUAUGCCUGGAGUGAUUGUGGAAAAAGAAGGAAGUCUUGCUGCCCUUUCGGUUGCUAUGAAAGGAGAGACUGUUAAGUAAAAACGAUAUGGUAUGAAUAUGAU
Messenger RNA from Lactuca virosa, 6671 nucleotides. Lineage: Eukaryota; Viridiplantae; Streptophyta; Magnoliopsida; Asterales; Asteraceae. The record is from the annotation of a GenBank genome assembly.